AUGUCUCGAACCGGACCCCUCCGCGUCCUCGAGUCCACCCCCUUCCACCCCCCAACCGCCCGCCCCUCCCUAGACCCAACAAUGGACCUGGGCCUGUACAUCGGCAGGGGCGCCAUCUCAGCCCACGACCCCAACCUCCCCGCCAGCGUCGUGCCUAAAUACCGCCACUGGGCCCUGGUCACGCAUUGCGCUUUGACGGAAGAUUGCACCGUGUACACGGUCACUCUAACCCGCGCAUCCGACAACGCCAGCGAGAGCGCCAGCGAGAGCACCAGCACCAACAUCGCCACCCCCCUAAACACCACCUACAUCUACAAGUGCUGCACAUUCCCCGCGCGAACCCUCAAACAGACAAGCUCUCUCUUCGCCGACCUCGAGCAAAUCGGGUAUGUCUCCGAGAGCCCGGAGGUAGCCGAGAUCCUGGCGCGUGUGGAGUCGCGCCGGUGCUGCGAGUGGGUGCUUGCGGCGCUGCAGGCGUUGGAUGACGCACGGCUCGUGACCGAUUCCGUUGCUGGCGUUAUUGCGCUUAUGAUGUGUUUGCCUGAGGUGCGGAGGAGUAGGUUGGGGCUUGAGAUGCAGGAGAGGGCUUUCAGGUCGCUUGAAGCGGCGGCGCAGAGCCGAGUGCAGGGCCAGGCGCAGGCGCAGGCGCAGAACCAGGGACCGGGAACUGCGAGGUCGGAUUCGGGCUCGUCUGCGGGCGAGUUGGAGUCUGCCUUGGAGACUCUGCCUAUCUUGCCCCCUAUUCGGCCCGGCAGUUCUGCCUCGGAUACCGGGGCGGAUACCCCAGCCUUACCCGCCAUCAGUACCCUGGUAGAUCUUACGACGUGGAACUGUUCGGAGAGGGCCCCGGUUAUUGUGGCUAGGGAGGACCACACUCCGGCGACGGCGAGAGAGGUCAUGGAUGAGCUUUUUAAUAAGGAGCAUGCACCGACUCGCAGCCGCUUCUCCAGGUGCCUGCCAUGUCACUACCACAACCGGACAUGCGACCGUCAGCGACCGUGCUCCCACUGCGUCCGAGUACACCGUGACUGCGUUUUCGACGAUGAGAUUCAGUACUGCAGGUGUUUCUUGUGA
Molecule: messenger RNA, 1074 nt
Organism: Aspergillus mulundensis
Lineage: Eukaryota; Fungi; Ascomycota; Eurotiomycetes; Eurotiales; Aspergillaceae
Exons: 1
Coding region: 1-1074 (357 amino acids)
Biological process (GO): regulation of DNA-templated transcription
Molecular function (GO): zinc ion binding; DNA-binding transcription factor activity, RNA polymerase II-specific
Source: RefSeq, a predicted model, not a curated record